AUGGGCUGCUGCAGGGACCUGAGCCACGUUGCUGCCUUGUUCCUGCUCUAUCUGCCUGAGGAGGACAUAUUCUGGGCACUGGCCCAGGUGCUGGCUCGUGAGAGGCACUCCCCGCAGGGAUUCCACAGCCCAAAUAGCCCAAGGGUCCAGGGGCUCCAAGACCACCAGGAGCAUGUGGCACCCACGUCAUACCCCAAGACCAUGAGGCAUGCAGACAAGGAAGGGCUAUGCGUUCAGGGUUCCUCAUUAGGUUGGUUGCUUUGGAGCUUGAUCGAUGGGCUCUCUCUCGGGCUCACCCAGAGCCUUUGGGACGUGUAUUUGCUAGAAGGGGAACAGGUGUUCAUGCCAAUGGCACGCACUGCCUUUAAGGUUCAGAGGAAGCACCUCAUGAAGAUGUCCAGGUGUGCGUGGGCAUGUUUUCAGGACCGGUUCUCCCAUACCUGGGCCCUGGAUGAUGAUGCAGUUCUCAGACACCCUCGGGCCUCUAUGAAAACAAGGAAGCAUGGGGACCUGCCACCCCCAGCCAAACCCGAGCAAGGGUCCUUGGCACCCAGGCCUGUGCUGGCUUCACCUGGCAGGAAGACCCUCUGGCAGGGGGACAGGCAGGCCCCUCCUGGCCCAACAACUCGGUUCCAGUGGCCCAUUUGGUCAGCUUCCCCGCCAUGAGUGCCUCGUCCUUUCAUACCCUGUCCUGAUGGGACUCCUAGGGCAGCAGGCCAUUCUCUGGGGGCACCGGAGACUCAGGGUGUGCCCAGCCUGGCCCUGGCUCAGGGGGGACCUCGGGUUUCCUGGAGGUUCCUCCAGUGGAACUCCAUGCCACAGCUCCAUCCCUAAGAACUUGGAUCGACUGGCAUGUCUGGAAGGAGUCAGGGUGGCACCCCGCAAGCUGCACCACAGCCCCAGACACCUUGGAAAAUCCCGUUCAGUGGGGAAGCCAGUCCCAUCAAGGCCACAAGAGAGAAAGAAGCUGGGCGAGGUCCCAAAGCCUCGCAGCCACUGCUGCAGCCGCAGGAGGCGCCCCCACCACGUGCCUUCCAGCUGCUGGUGCAGGCUUUCCUGACAGCAGGGCGCCCUGCAGCCCUCACCUCAGCAGCUCAGACUCGGAAGACUCAACAGGAAGACGCCUUCGCUGCCCAAUGCAAAGGUAUUCUCGAUGUGCCAGGCACUAAGCUGGACCAUGGACAUGCGAGCUCUGGAACCCGUGAGGUGCUGUCACUCAUGCACAGGAAUCCAGGACAACACAGGAGACAGCUGUGCAUCUCCCAGGACACUGGGAAAGACUGCCAGUGGGGAAAAUGCUCAGUGGCCCUUAAAACUCACCUCGGUUUUGCUCCAACUGUGCAGCCCAUCCACUCCUGUGAACAGGAAGAGCACUCAAAUGAGAGCCCAGACACCAGACCUUAUUCCUCUUGA
Messenger RNA from Nomascus leucogenys (northern white-cheeked gibbon), 1413 nucleotides. Its product is annotated as TBC1 domain family member 3G. Lineage: Eukaryota; Metazoa; Chordata; Mammalia; Primates; Hylobatidae. The record is from RefSeq and is a predicted model, not a curated record.